Molecule: messenger RNA, 789 nt
Organism: Cyclocybe aegerita
Lineage: Eukaryota; Fungi; Basidiomycota; Agaricomycetes; Agaricales; Hemipholiotaceae
Source: the annotation of a GenBank genome assembly
AUGUCUUCUCAGCCAGCCCACCUCACAAAACACGUUCCCCUCCUCUCCUACCCACUCCCCGCCGCCGUCCUCUCGUUAUCCCAGCUCACCGAUGGCGUGUCAAACGGAACGGCCCUCUGGCUCGGCGGUCAGUGCCUCGCAAUCUACCUCAGCCAGAUGCACAAGAAAUUCAGCACACCCACAUCACGCCGCGCAAUAGAACUCGGAAGCGGCAUAGGCCUCACCGCCCUCGCCUUGAGCUCCCUUGGCUGGGACGUGCUUGCCACCGACAUUCCUCAUGUAAUCGACUCAGUUCUCGCGAAGAACAUCACCAAUAAUCUUUCUGUUCUCCCACCGGGUUCUGGAAUAGUCCAAGUCCGCCAGCUUGACUGGUCAGUCGCACCUUCCGACUGGACAUGGGACCACGAGUCCACCAUCGCUUCCCACUCUCUCCUCCCUCCCUCCAUGGCCUCACCUUCGGACUUGAUUCGUCCCCCUUUCGAUCUCAUAAUAUCUGCAGACACCGUUUACGCAGCUGACCUGGUGGAUCCUAUGCUUCGCACCCUUCAUGCUCUCAGUACGUUAUCCGCAUCGACCGCUCAUUGUCCAACCGUUCUCCUGUGCAUCGAACGGCGCGAUCCUUUGCUCGUUGAUCGUCUUCUAUCUGAUGCCAAGGAUAAAUGGAACUUUGCUGUAGAACGUGUUCAACACCGAAAGCUAGUCAAGGCGGUAGAGAAAAGCGGAGCGGGAUGGACUAAAUCAGACUGGGAUGGCGUUGAACUUUGGAAGCUGAAGCUCAGGGUCUCAUGA